Molecule: messenger RNA, 1490 nt
Organism: Mangifera indica (mango)
Lineage: Eukaryota; Viridiplantae; Streptophyta; Magnoliopsida; Sapindales; Anacardiaceae
Product: zinc finger protein ZAT5
Exons: 1
Coding region: 355-1320 (321 amino acids)
Source: RefSeq, a predicted model, not a curated record
UGCCUUGGAAAAGUGUGAGAAAGAGAGUGUGAAACGGAAACACCCUCCUCCAAUGGGUCAAUUUUAGACAAAUUUCAGUUACAUUUUGUCUUUCUUUCUUCUUAAUCUGUUGCAACCAAACUCUAAAUUUAUCUCUUCAUUACAUUUGACGGACUAUUUUACUCUUACUGUUCUAUUGGGCGGCCUUUUUGACUUCAAUAUUAUUAAUUUCAACCAUUUCUUUUCUCCUUUCUCGUAUAAAUAUAUACAAAUCCUACUCUCUUUUCUUACUUCCUUGUUAACUUCAACAAUUGUUCUUUCCUUCUUUUUUUUUUUUCUCUAUCCUGUUCAUUCUUUCUUUCUGGUGAAGAAGACAUGGAAGAUUCCACAACUGCAACUCAAGAGGAAGUACUGGGCAGCGGUGGCCAUAUUGUUAAAGGAAAGAGAACCAAGCGCCAACGGCCUCAAUCUCCAAUUCCGUUUAUCGUUUCAAGCGGAGAAAUUGCUUCUGGGUUUGAUCAGAAAACUGUGAAUAACGGUGACUUCCCGUCGUCGUCGCCGGUGAGUUCGGGAGGUGCAGUUGAUUAUUUAGAUAGCACCGAGGAAGACGAAGACAUGGCGAAUUGUCUUAUUCUUCUUGCUCAAUGUCAAUCACGAGACUCGCCUAAACUACAUCAAGAAGUAGAAAACAAUCAUCACGACGAGAUGGGUGAAAUUCAAAUACAUAAUAAAUUUAAUAGCAGGAGAUUUCUUGAAGCUCCAUCUUCAGGCUCAGGCAAAGCGGGAUACUAUGUGUAUGAGUGCAAGACUUGUAGCAGAACUUUUCCUUCGUUUCAAGCGCUAGGAGGCCAUCGAGCGAGCCAUAAGAAACCGAAAGGGGUGGUUUCGUCUGAUGAAGAAGAAGGCAAUUUCAGAAAUUUAUCUUCUCUUUCUCUUCAACUGAGUAGCAAUAAUAAUAACAUUAGAAGCAGCCAUAAUUUGUUUAGCAAGAAUCAAAGCAACAGUAAGAUUCAUGAAUGCUCUAUCUGUGGCGCGGAGUUCACUUCAGGACAAGCUUUAGGUGGCCACAUGCGGCGCCACCGGGCGCCGAUUGGAACAAGCACCGCCUUGUCAUUGACGCCAAUGAAUUUGGAAUCGGAAGAUCAAACAACUAAGAAACAAAGAAAUGUAUUGUCAUUAGAGUUGGAUCUUAAUCUUCCAGCGCCGGAAGACGAUCACCGGGAAUCAAAAUUACCCUUUUCUUCGAAGCAACAACAGCAGCAACCGCAGCAACAGCAACAACAACAACAAAAAUCACCUCUUGUCUUCUCCGCCCCUACUUUGGUGGAUUGUCACUAUUAAAGAAGAGGUAUUUAAUUUUUUUUCUUCUUUUAUUUUUUUUAUUUUACAACUUCUGGGGAAGUUAGCAUUCAAUGCAAUGAUUCGAAGAUGAAUUUCAUGUUGAUUAUUACCAUAAUUGUUUUCAUUCUUUUACUGGUGGAAAAUAUUACAAUGUUCAUUAUUUUUUUCAA